GCCAGUGAGUCAGAGCGAGCGGAGGACGGGACACAGGACGGCCCGACUUUAGCCCCACAAAACAACUCCUUAACGUAGCCUUCUUCCUAAACCACACUCGGAGUUGAUUGCCCUUGUUUGUUACUUGGAAUGAAAUGCUUUUACGUGGAUGAUUUGAAAGAUCAGGUCGAGAUCCAGCCUGGUGACUCCAAACUGACACGUGUGUCUCAACUUCAGCUGCCUGGAUCAAGGGAGCAACUUGCAGAGAGUUCACCACCAUGUCUUAACACUUCGCACUCCCCUCUGAAAACCCUGUCCCCCUUUCCCUCUCUCUCCCCUCCCUCCCCCUCCCCCUCCUCCUCCUCUUUCCCUGCCCUCCCUGUAGAAGCUUCCCAGUCCUUUGGAAACCACAGUGCCUCCUCUGGAGAAAUGAGCCUGCAUCAGCAGCAACAAGGGUCCGAGAGGGACCUCCCCUCUGCCACCUCCUCUGUCAGUUUGCCCUCUGUACGGAAGACGCCUAAGAAACGCCGCAUCUCGCUGCGCUCACUGUUCCGUCGUCGCUGCGGGGAGCCCAAAUCUCGUAAAUCACGGGCUCUAGCCGCUGGAGUGGAUGGCAUCGCUAGUGUGGAGAGCGUGCACUCAGAAAUGUGCCAGCAGCCGGACCACGUCUCGGCACUUUCCGUACCCGGUGUGGCCUCCACCUCAUCUUCAUCUUCCUCAUCCUCGGCCUCCACCUCUGAGCUGCUGGAGUGCCCGUUGUGCCUGCUCCGUCACACCAGAGACCGUUUCCCUGACAUCAUGACAUGUCACCACCGCUCAUGUGCCGACUGCCUUCGACAGUAUCUUCGCAUAGAGAUAUCUGAGAGCAGGGUCAACAUUAGCUGCCCAGAGUGCUCCGAGCGCUUCAACCCCCAUGACAUCCGCAUGAUACUCAAUGACCGUGUGCUCAUGGAGAAGUACGAGGAGUUCAUGCUGCGCCGCUGGCUGGUGGCAGACCCUGACUGCCGCUGGUGCCCUGCUCCGGACUGCGGGUAUGCAGUCAUCGCCUUCGGUUGUGCCAGCUGUCCAAAGAUCACGUGUGGUCGUGAGGGCUGCGGAACGGAGUUCUGUUACCACUGUAAACAGCUGUGGCACCCAAAUCAGACCUGUGACGCCGCCCGACAGCAGAGAGCUCAGAGUCUCCGUCUGAGACCCUUCAGAUCAUCGUCACUCAGCUACAGCCAGGAGAGCGGCGCUGCUGCCGAUGACAUAAAGCCAUGUCCCCGCUGUGCGGCCUACAUCAUUAAGAUGAACGAUGGGAGCUGUAAUCACAUGACCUGUGCUGUGUGUGGCUGUGAGUUCUGCUGGCUGUGUAUGAAGGAGAUCUCUGACCUGCACUACUUAAGUCCUUCAGGAUGCACGUUUUGGGGUAAGAAGCCCUGGAGCAGGAAGAAGAAAAUCCUGUGGCAGUUGGGGACACUUGUGGGUGCUCCGGUUGGCAUUGCACUUAUUGCUGGCAUUGCUAUACCUGCAAUGAUCAUUGGGAUUCCUGUGUAUGUGGGUAGAAAGAUUCAUAAUCGUUAUGAGGGAAAGGACAUCUCUAAGCACAAGAGGAACCUCGUCAUAGCCGGCGGGGUGACAUUGUCAGUGAUCGUGUCUCCAGUGGUUGCCGCUGUCACUGUUGGGAUCGGAGUGCCCAUCAUGUUGGCAUACGUCUACGGUGUGGUGCCCAUCUCUCUGUGCCGCAGCGGUGGUUGCGGCGUGUCUGCGGGGAAUGGAAAAGGUGUGCGCAUCGAGUUUGAUGAUGAGAACGAUAUGAACGUGGGCACCGGAGCUGCUGUGACUGACACCACUUCAGUAGCAGAGACCAGGCAUAACCCCAGCAUCGGCGAGGGCAGUGUAGGGGGUCUGACGGGCAGCCUGAGUGCCAGCGGGAGCCAUAUGGAGCGCAUUGGAGCAAUGAGAGACAACCUGAGUGAGAACGCCAGCACUAUGGCACUUGCUGGGGCCAGCAUCACUGGCAGCUUGUCAGGAAGUGCCAUGGUCAACUGCUUUAACAGGUUGGAGGUUCAAGCUGAUGUUCAAAAGGAGCGUUGCAGUUUGAGUGGGGAGUCUGGUACCGUCAGUCUGGGGACAAUCAGUGACAACGCUAGUACCAAAGCAAUGGCUGGAUCCAUUCUCAAUGCCUACUUGCCUCUGGACAGAGACGGGAACAGUAUGGAGGUGCAGGUGGACGUGGAAUCCAAACGAGGGAAGCUCAGGCACCACAGCGGCAGCAGCAGUAUGGACGACGGCAGCAGUGGAGGCCACGGGGCCAGCGUUUGCCCUUCUGGCUGUCCCCACGAGGGCAAGUGCGUGUCGUCUCGGUGGGCCAAGGAGCCAUCCUCCACCUCGUCCUCUUCCUCCGGGAAGAAGAGUAAAGGAAAGCUGCGCAAAAAGAGCGGUGGCACCAAGAUCAACGAGACGCGCGAAGACAUGGAUGCCCAGCUGCUGGAGCGCCGCAGCACCAAUUCCAGCGAGUUGGACUCGCCCUCCCUGAGCGGCAGCCUGCCGUCCGUGGCCGACUCGCACUCCAGCCACUUCUCCGAGUUCAGCUGCUCCGACCUGGAUGCCUGCAGACCCUCUUGCUACGAGUCUCACACCCGGCAUCCCAACGCAGGCGGAACGGUCAGCCCUCUUCCUGAGGUCGAGAACGACCGGCUGGAAAACUUCCCCGCCUCUGGGACCCUCCCACAAGCUGCGGUCGCCCCUCUGACCCCAGACGGGGCAGCAGAGCGUCCACUGUGCUAUAUUGCGGAGGAGAACUGUCACUGCUCAUUUUCCAUUUUUGGGAAAAGAUGUUCAAGCCCUGUGCAGGGUGCUGCUUCUGAGUUGAAAAGCCAGUGAGAAGCUGAAUGAAGCUGUGUCGCGCCCCCUGCUGGUAAGGAUGGGGAACUUUGACCAAACCCAUUUAUGACGAGAAGCAAGUCUGGUGUGUUUAAAAAAAAAAAAUGUCCUUACAAAGCCAAGUCCACUAAUAAUUCUCAAUAAAACAACUGUUAUGGGUGCAAAUGGUUUGUAAUUAUGAUUCAGACGAAUUUGCAUCCUGUUUAAAAAAAUAAUUGCAUUGUAAAGGCUAUGAUUUAGGUCUUCAACCAGUUUUUUUUUCUUAUCUUUUUUUGUAUCUGUAUUGACUCAUGGUGCCUUUUGGAUCAUCGAAAAACUAUGUUUGUUCCUCCGGUUUGUGUCUUAUGAAAUCAGAUGUAUUGGAUGAGGCUGAAUUGAAUGUUAGCGAGGCGGCGUGGCAUGGUUUCCUAUCGUCCCUGUUAAACGGUCAGGGACUACACAACCGACCGCCUACCAAAGACAGCACUCAGGCUCACCGACGACGACUCGUCACCCCUGUGACCCCUGCACACUUCGACGCACUCACAGUUUACAGACGCCUCCUCGGACUCGAGGCUCUGACCCUUGUGUUUGCACUGUUCAUCCUAGUACGGUCCGCGUGUACGGUCGUGCCGUGAGCGCACGGGUCUAGUUCAAGAGUUGAUUUCUAUUCGUCUAUCACGCUGCCGUUCUGGUGCUGCUCCGUUAAUCUUUCGGGACUGAUCCAAUGCCACAAGCUGCUUGUUUUUUUGUUCCUUCUAUUUCUUUAGUGUUUUUUCUUCUUAUGUUUUGAGCCUUCCUGCCCAUAUCUGUAAUAUUACUUCAGAGGCUAGGGCCGAUUGAUUUCUAACUUGUUCAGAACAGCUUGGUAUUUGUAUAUUUGCUUUUUAAUAUGCGUGUAAAUGCAUAUAUAAAUGAAAAUAAAAACAUGAAUCCAGA
Messenger RNA from Pimephales promelas (fathead minnow), 3762 nucleotides. It is a transcript of the gene rnf19a, whose product is annotated as ring finger protein 19A, RBR E3 ubiquitin protein ligase. Lineage: Eukaryota; Metazoa; Chordata; Actinopteri; Cypriniformes; Leuciscidae. Gene Ontology annotation, biological process: protein ubiquitination. The record is from RefSeq and is a predicted model, not a curated record. Gene Ontology annotation, molecular function: ubiquitin-protein transferase activity; zinc ion binding.